CACAAACCGACGACGAAGCAAGAUCGAAGAAAUAAAAUAUCAUCAUGACGAACGAACAAGAACAAAACAGUGAUAGCGGUACUGCUUCGAGGGUUCUGCACCCGUUGCAAGUAAUACUCAAUGAACUCGGUCUCAUUACCUUGUUCCGUGCCUCUACAGACACAAAGAUCCUCAUCCUACAACGUUUUGUUCGACUCUUUGCCUAUGGUGGCUCGACAUUGAUUCUGGCCUCGUAUCUCUCGGAUCUGGGAAUCGCAGAUGCCAGGAUAGGAUUGUUCAUGACGUUGACCUUGAUCGGCGAUGUCUUUAUCAGCUUCCUGUUGACCCUCGUGGCCGAUCAACUCGGUCGUCGUUGGAUUCUUGUGCUCGGAGCUGCAUUGAUGAGUGUAGCGGGUGUCGUCUUUGGUCUCAGUGGGAACUAUUGGGUACUGCUUGCCGGUGCCAUUGUUGGUGUUAUCAGUCCUAGUGGGAAUGAAAUCGGACCAUUUCGGGCGAUCGAAGAGUCAACGCUUGCUCACCUCACGGCCAGCGCGGACCGGAGCGACAUCUAUGCUUGGUAUUCUCUCAUAGGAACAGCUGGUACAGCUUUGGGGUUCAUCAGCUGCGGAUGGAUCAUCACUCUCUUGCGAGACGAGAAGCACUUCAGUUCGAUUCAAGCAUAUAGGGUCAUAUACUUUAUGUAUACGAUCAUCGGACUAGUCAAGCUUUGUCUAGCGCUCCUGUUGAGCAAGGAAUGCGAAGUGAAUGCUCAUCCAAAAGCUGCGAACCCCAGCGAGACCUCCCCCUUGCUCGGCGAAAACGGGACGCGAGAAGACAACAAGAAGCAACGACGCUGGAGUCUUCUACCGAACAUCAGCAAAGAAAGUAAGGUCGUGCUGGUACAGUUGUGCAUUCUCUUUGCUUUUGAUAAUUUUGCCUCAGGCCUGGCACCUGUCUCUUGGGUCACCUUCUACUUCAAGCGCAGAUUUAAUCUGUCGGAAGGCCAGCUGGGCUCAAUUUUCUCGGUGACAGGAGUGAUCUCGGCUCUGUCGAUGCUAGUCGCAUCAUCAAUAUCGAAGCGAAUUGGGAAUGUCAAGACGAUGGUAUUCACGCAUCUUCCCUCGGCCAUAUGUUUGGCCCUCAUACCAAUCCCUCCCACACUCUCUGGUGCACUUGUGUUCCUCAUAGGUCGCUCUUGCACGCAAGUCAUGGAUGUGGCUCCUCGUUCGGCUUUUCUCGCGGCCAUAGUACUGCCCCAUGAGCGGACGGCUGUUAUGGGCACGAUCAACGUUGUCAAGACUUGUGCUCAAAGCUUGGGUCCUGUCAUCACUGGCGUUCUCGGCACCAAGAACCACUUCUGGGUGGCGUUUGUCGCUGCUGGAUCUCUCAAGGCUACUUACGAUCUAGGGUUGCUCGCACUGUUUGCGGAGAGAAAGAGCCGUGAAGACAAGGUGAUUGAUAGGACAAAUGAAGAACAUCAGGAUAACACCAGAGGCAAUGAGUCAGCAUAGUCAUUGUCGGCAGACGUAAGGAUCUCAGACAAGACAGGAGGGUCGAUCAAUAUCAUAGAGCCAAAAAAAUAACAAUGC
Molecule: messenger RNA, 1568 nt
Organism: Exophiala oligosperma
Lineage: Eukaryota; Fungi; Ascomycota; Eurotiomycetes; Chaetothyriales; Herpotrichiellaceae
Exons: 4
Coding region: 45-1490 (481 amino acids)
Biological process (GO): transmembrane transport
Cellular component (GO): fungal-type vacuole membrane
Molecular function (GO): transmembrane transporter activity
Source: RefSeq, a predicted model, not a curated record